UUUCCCAAAUUCCAUUAAUAUAUUUUUCAAUCAUUUCAUUAUUUUUAAAAUUUUAUUUGUUUAUUUUUUUUUUGGGGGGAAAGAAUUGUUAUCAUAGAAACAAUAAACAAUAAUUUUCUCAAAAAAUGCAAAACCAUAUUUACAGUUACCUGACUUCAGUCUUCAACAAAUUUCCUGUUUGUUUUGAGUUGGUAAGCAACUUUGCUUCUUCCCAUCAACUCCACCUUUUUUACUUCAACAAAAUCAUAUUUUUUCCUUUUUUUUUUUGAGGAUUUUUGUUAUUUUUUGUUAAACCAAACACUACUUUAGCUGGUAAUUCCACAAGUAAAAUGAAAUGCAGAUCUGCCUCUUAUUUUUGCUUCUGUAAGUACAUCAUUUUUCAUGCAAAUAUAUGUUUUUAACAAUUACCAUUUGCUGAAACUAAAUAAAAAUGAGACGUUUGUGCAUACCCUAUAUGAAAAUCCUGGAUCCGCCACUAGAUAGGCAUAAACUUGUUAUCACGGUUGUUUUUCUCUUGUAUGCUUCUUUCUGCAACAACACAUGUUUCAGUCUUUUAAUCUUAGUACUACUGUAAUUUAACUUUGUUUCUUUUUUCCUCUAAAAAUAGCAGGCGUUCUUGCUGUCUGAAUCAGACUGUAAGUACUAUUUUUAAGAGUUUGCUUCACUGAAACACUUCACUUUUGCUAAAUUUUAUUCAGUUACUUUCUUCUUUAAUCCCUUUGAAUUGUCUGCCAUUUUUUUGCUUUUGACUGUUGCCAAUUUUUUCAGUUUACUUGCUGAUUACUCUAAUGACUUCCCUUAAGAUACCAUGUUCUUGAAUUCUUAAUAGACUAAACCCCAUUAUUUCAACUCAAUUCUUCCAUAAACAAGAGAACAUACAUUCAAUUUAGUGAAUUGUGAACGCGUUUUUGUAAGUUUUUAAAAUGAAGCCAGCUCCUCCCCUGGAGGAGUUUGCACUGAAGGAGACUUCUCCAGCGUUAGGUAUGGCAGGGUUAGCAGGGGAUAAGCUAACCUCCACCUAUGAUUUGGUCGAGCAAAUGCAAUAUCUUUAUGUUCGCGUAGUUAAGGCUAAGGAGCUGCCUGGGAAGGAUGUAACAGGCAGUUGUGACCCUUAUGUAGAAGUAAAGCUAGGGAACUAUAAAGGAGCAACUAGGCAUUUUGAGAAAAACACAAAGCCUGAGUGGAACCAAGUGUUUGCUUUCUCGAAGGAACGAAUUCAAUCUUCUAUUGUGGAGAUUGUGGUGAAGGAUAAAGAUUUUGUUAAGGAUGAUUUCAUUGGGAGGGUUAUAUUUGACCUUAAUGAGGUGCCGAAGAGGGCUCCACCUGAUAGUCCUCUUGCUCCUCAGUGGUAUAGGCUUGAGGGUCGAAAAGGUGAUAAGGGAAAAGGGGAGCUCAUGUUGGCUGUUUGGAUGGGGACUCAAGGUGAUGAGGCAUUCCCCGAGGCUUGGCAUUCUGAUGCUGCUUCUGUUGGUGGUGAUGCUGUAGGGAAAAUACGGUCCAAAGUUUACCUUUCGCCAAAGCUUUGGUAUGUGCGGGUUAAUGUCAUUGAAGCACAGGAUUUGGUGCCUAAUGACAAAAGCCGGUUCCCAGAUGUCUAUGUUAAGGCAAUGCUUGGAAAUCAGGGUUUUAAGACUAAACCCAGUCUAGCUAAGACCCUGAACCCUAUGUGGAAUGAGGACUUGUUGUUUGUGGCUGCUGAGCCAUUUGAAGAACCCUUGUUCUUGAGUGUGGAAGAUAGGGUUGGGCCAGGGAAGGACGAAACAUUAGGAAGAUGUGUUAUUCCAUUGCAUACUUUGCAAAGGAGAUUGGACCAUAAGCCGGUGAACACUCAGUGGUACAACCUUGAAAAGCACAUUAUUGUCAAUGGGGAAAAGAAGGAAACUAAGUUUGCUAGCAGGAUUCAUCUGCGGAUCUGUCUGGAUGGCGGUUAUCAUGUGUUGGAUGAAUCUACUCAUUACAGUAGUGAUCUAAGGCCAACUGCCAAGCAAUUGUGGAAGCCGAGCAUUGGAAUCCUGGAGCUCGGGAUUCUAAGUGCUCAUGGACUUAUGCCAAUGAAAAACAAGGAUGGAAGAGGGGCAACUGAUGCCUACUGCGUGGCUAAGUAUGGCCAGAAAUGGGUUCGAACAAGAACCAUCAUUGACAGCUUUCAUCCAAGAUGGAACGAGCAAUACACUUGGGAGGUUUUUGAUCCUUGUACUGUUAUUACAAUCGGGGUGUUUGAUAAUUGCCAUCUACAUGGAAAUAAUGGAACAAGAGAUUCAAGAAUUGGGAAGGUGAGGGUGAGGCUUUCAACCCUUGAAGCUGAUCGAGUUUAUACACACUCAUACCCUCUCAUAGUCUUACAUCCUUCGGGAGUAAAGAAGAUGGGUGAAGUUCAAUUGGCAGUGAGGUUCUCUUGCUCAUCAUGGAUCAACAUGUUGCAUAUGUAUUCUCAUCCACUGCUACCCAAAAUGCAUUAUGUUCAUCCGUUAUCAGUCAUACAGCUCGACAGCUUGAGACACCAGGCUACACAAAUUGUUUCAAUGAGACUCAGUAGGGCAGAACCUCCUUUGAGAAAAGAGGUAGUGGAGUUUAUGUUGGAUGUCGAUUCUCAUAUGUGGAGUAUGCGAAGGAGCAAAGCAAACUUCUUCAGAAUCAUGAAUGUUCUGAGUGGGAUGAUUGCAGUUGGCAGAUGGUUCGAUCAAAUCUGCAACUGGAAAAACCCGAUCACCACUGUUCUUAUUCACAUUCUCUUCAUAAUCCUUAUUGUUUAUCCUGAACUGAUUUUGCCCACUAUGUUUCUCUAUCUAUUCUUAAUUGGCAUUUGGAACUACCGAUGGAGGCCUAGGCACCCGCCUCAUAUGGAUACUCGUCUCUCACAUGCUGAUGUGGCGCACCCUGACGAGCUCGAUGAGGAGUUUGACACAUUUCCUACUUCUCGGGGGAAUGAAAUCAUCAGGAUGAGGUAUGAUCGGCUAAGAAGUAUAGCAGGGAGAAUUCAGACCGUUGUGGGGGACUUGGCAACUCAAGGUGAGAGAUUUCAGUCACUGCUCAGCUGGAGAGAUCCAAGAGCUACUGCAUUGUUUGUUACUUUCUGUUUGGUAGCUGCAAUUGUGUUGUAUAUAACUCCUUUCAAAGUGGUCACCCUCUUCUAUGGCAUCUACGUGUUGAGGCACCCUAGAUUCCGGAAGAAGCUUCCAUCAGUUCCGAUCAACUUCUUCAGAAGGCUACCUGCAAGAACUGACAGCAUGCUGUGAGAAAAACUAUAAUUGCACUUUGUUCAUUCAUGUGCAGUCUGAUAUAAUGUGGUUAGUUAAUGUUCAUUUCAAUGGAUUUAUUAGUUUUCCUUUUAAAUUGUCCUAAGGUUUGAUGUUUGAAUGUGAUAAUUUUUAGUAGAAGAUCAUGAUUUCGAAUUAUUUUGACAGUCUUCUGCUGUAUUCACUUAACUAAUCUGAAAAUGUAAUAUUUGACAUGUCUACAUGUAUUAUAUAACUUUCCAAUCAACAUCAUUAAGCAUGAAAUAUAUAACUAUGAUGAAGAU
Molecule: messenger RNA, 3520 nt
Organism: Chenopodium quinoa (quinoa)
Lineage: Eukaryota; Viridiplantae; Streptophyta; Magnoliopsida; Caryophyllales; Amaranthaceae
Product: FT-interacting protein 1-like
Exons: 1
Coding region: 924-3236 (770 amino acids)
Source: RefSeq, a predicted model, not a curated record